UUUCCUUUCCCGCCCUAAUACUGAAGACGCUUUCGAAAAAGAAGCAUUUAAUAUUUCUAACUUCUCAAAAUGUCUCAGCCGAUCGCCGUGGACAUUCUCUCCGACGACGAUGACGCUGUCAACAGCGCCGAUUAUUUCUCCGUCAACCAAAACGACACCGUUGAUCUAUCGACGCCACUGGCAAUUCCGUCCAAGAAGAAGCAAAAAAUUGAGGAGUCGAGUACUAAAUUGAAGCCCCCAGUCCUCAUCAUCGACGAUGACGAUGACCCGACACCAUUUAAACCCUCAAAGUCCACUCCUUUAUUUGUCGCUGAUACCCCAUUAUCUGAUUUUUCCAAACCCGAAGUCUCAUUUGUUAAAUGCUCAUUUGGUUCCUCUUCAAUUUUGAACCCUAAGUUUUCCGGUCUUGAUUUGACCCCAUCCAUGGUUGCUGAAACACCGGCAUCAGAGCUUUCAAAGUAUAGUGUCCCCAUAGUCAGAUGUACUAAAGCUAUUACUGUUUCACAGAAUUGCUCUUCGUCAACUUUAGACCACAAAAAUGAUGGCGGAAUUGAUGGACUAAUUUGUUUGGAGUCUGAUAAUGAAUCUGAGGAUAGUGGUAAGCUUGUUUCCUGGAAUGAGGAGGAGAAAGUUUGUUCCACUAAGGCAAUUGUAAAGGAGACAGAAUUGAGCUCCAGACCUUUUAAGUCCACAAUUUCUCUUGGUUAUACAACUGAGACGAAAAACUGUCGAACAGUUAAUGACAAUUUUAUGCUCACGGCAGAGGAUGUUUCUCAUCGAUAUUUGGUUGAAGCUGGUCCUUCUCUGGACCAUGGUCAUCCUGACGACGAAAGUGAUAUUUUGGAGUUAAACGAUGACAUCUCAAGACCGAGAGGUAAAGGCAAAGGCAAGAAAAGUAACAGAAGCAGUGUAGAUGAAGUAACAGGGAAAACGAGGAUGUCAAAGGAUGAACGCUUUCGCCUAAAUGAAGAAAAGAAGCAGCAGAAAGAGCGAGAGAAAUUGCAAAAGGCGGCCCAGAAGGCUGAAGCUGCAGAGAUAAAAAAGCGAGAAAAGGAAAAGGAAAAGUGGGAAAAGGGAAAGUUUGCCCUUAAGUCUAUUGUAGCUCACAUUGACACCAAAGUUGUGGAACUAGGAUCGAUCGGAGGUCAUUUGCUAUCAAGGCUUGCGGAAAAAGGUCUUUCCUUCCGAGUUUCAUCAAAUCCAAUUGAAAAGUCUAUUGUGUGGUCAAUGAGUGUUCCGGAGGAAAUAUCGAAGAUUUCAUCAGAAGUUAUCAAAGUUCCAUAUAUAUUAAUCAUAUGUGAGGCCGAGGAGUUUUGCGACCUCGUGAAUAGCGAAUCAUUGAUGAGUCAUGUUUCCCGUGUUCAACGCCUUUAUCCUCUUCAUACAGUCUGUUAUCUCACAAACAAGCUAAUGGCAUACAUCAACAAAAGGGAACAAGGUCAAUACAAGGACCCUGCCAAUCAUAUUGGUUGGAAACGGCCACCUAUAGAGGAGGUUCUAUCCAAGUUAACAAUUAAUUUCGUUAAGGUGCAUUCAAGACAUUGUGUUGAUGAAGCUGAAUUAGCUGAACAUGUAGCUGGGCUGACUUACAGCUUAGCUUCUUGUCAGUUUAGAAACAAAUUAACAAGACUAUCUGUCAAUGCAAAUGGUUCUCUUAUUCCCAAGAGUUGCGUUGACAAGGACAUGAUAAAAAAAAGCCCCUGGUUGAAAGCAUUGGUGGCUAUUCCAAAGGUUCAGCCUCGAUUUGCCAUUGCCAUAUGGAAGAAAUAUCCCACAAUGAAAUCUCUUUUGCAUGUUUACAUGGAUCCAAGUAAAUCGGUACAUGAGAAAGAAUUUCUGCUGAAAGAUUUGAAAGUCGAAAACAUGUUGGGUGAUGAUAGAAAAUUGGGAGAGAUCUGUUCAAGGAGAGUAUACAGAAUAUUGAUGGCUCAAUCUGGAAGCAUCAAGACAGAUGACAUUGAAAAAGGAGCCGAUUUCUUCAGCUAGCAUUCUGCUGAAUAAUCUUUUUUCUUUGUUGAGGUUAUCGAUUGUGACACGUAUAUUUUGCGUGCAUCUUGACUAAUUUGACUAAUUCACUGUUUAACCUAUCCAGCCAACAAAGCACAGGUUGCCAAAGUAAUCAUGCCCACCAAGAUUGGAGCAAAUGGGCUACUGGUUGGAGCAAAUCUCAUCUAAGAAUUCCCUUUCUAAAAAGAGAAUUAGUAUAUUCAUUGUAUAUUUCAAUUGGUUGCCGUAAUAGUAGGUAAAGAGUUGGUGUUAACUGCAUUGAAAUGAUAGCUUAGCUGUUCUCUUUAAUUGUUCUAUAUUCUGAAAGGAGUUCCUUGCAUUUACCAAAGAUGUUUAUUUUUGAUUUAGUUGAUUAAAUUUAAACACUGCUAUUUGUUCA
Molecule: messenger RNA, 2386 nt
Organism: Nicotiana tabacum (common tobacco)
Lineage: Eukaryota; Viridiplantae; Streptophyta; Magnoliopsida; Solanales; Solanaceae
Biological process (GO): DNA repair
Cellular component (GO): nucleus; Holliday junction resolvase complex
Molecular function (GO): nuclease activity; DNA binding
Source: RefSeq, a predicted model, not a curated record